UAAUUCAAUUAAAACAAUAAUUAAACAAUAACAUAAGACUGUAUAAGAAAUGUCGACAAUAAUAAUGAUAAUAAAUAUAAAUAUUAAAAUUUAGUGAUAAGUGAACCGGCAAACAAGUGAAAGGUCCCAGUGAUCUAACGAUGUAAAAAAAGUGAAAGUGAAACAGUGCGCGUAACUAACCGGCCCGGAGCGAACGUCUUGCGAAACAUCGUAUUGACAAUAAUAACGUAACUAAAAAAUACUUAGAAUCAAUAAAAGUAUAAAAAAAAUUACUACACAAUAAUGAAGAAAAAACACGUGAACUUUUAUUAAAACAAGUGAAUUAAAAAACACAAGUGCUUCAAAAGUACAGGAGUUCAUCGCAAAGCGAUUAUUAAAAAAAAAACAGAGUUUCACAACAGCUGGGGAGGAUAAACCAAAUGGAAGUUUUCAAAUAAAGAAGUGCAUUUACGAAGAUCCCUCGGCAUUUUGCCAUAGAGGAUACAUUCCAGAUUUAAAUGAGCUGUCACUGAGCACGGAGUUAUUGAGUUAUUGCGCAGAGGACACGUUCCAGAUUCAAAACUGACCAAGGAGUUAUCGACCAAGGAGUUUCUAAUUUACAAACAAGGAAUAAAAUAAGACGAGCAACCAUAGUUUGUUAGCGAGGAGGUUUUGUCGGUGGUUGUAUAUUAUUAUAUCGCAUUCCGCCCUCGGCGGUUGGCCAAUGGGGUGUAAGGUGCCGCCCCCGCGCGGCUCUCUGCCGCACUUCUGUGCGAUACUGCUCGUCCUGAACGCGGGUCUGGCCGCGUCACGCCGUCCAGAGCCGUACUUUGGUCGGGUGAUCGGUCGACUGACACAGUACGCGCACGGCAUCCGCGGGACGGUGUAUGCAGUGGACGAGAGCACGGUCUUCGUGAGGGGGUUCGCGUACGAUGGGACGGCGCCUGAUGCGUUCUUCUGGGUGGGCGACACCCACCAACCUUCCCCCGAAGGCACACUGGUGCCGUAUCCAGAGGAUUAUGCAAGCCGGGACCCCCCCGUGCUGACGGCGCACACCAACUCCGACAUCCUGCUGCGGCUGCCGGGGGGAAAACGGCUGAGAGACAUUCGCUGGAUCAGCGUCUGGUGCAGGCGGUUCACGGUGAACUUCGGCGACGUGUUCAUCCCGGCGGGCCUGGAGCCGCCGCGGCCGCGCGUGCUGCCGGAGUUCAAGCGGCUGGCGCACGGGCUGCGCUCGGGGAACAUCAGCGUGCUGGACGCCAAGACCUUCUACAUCCCCAACCUGCACUACGACGGCGCGGGCCCGGACGCCUACUUCUGGGUCGGCAACGGGAGCGAGCCUAAUCCUUUUGGCACUAAAGUUCCAAACGAGAUGAACUCCCUCAACCCUUUGCGCGGCUACCAGGGCGAGGACAUAGAGAUCGUGUUGCCCGGCAAAAUGACUGCCUACGACGUGGAUUGGCUGGCGGUCUGGUGCGUGGAGUACCGACACAACUUCGGCCAUGUUUACAUACCCAAGGACCUGGAUGUGCCGCCAGCUUUGGGCCAGACGAAGAUUACUACGAGUUCAACGACCUCACAGACUCCCUUCAGUGCAGCUAACAAUUGUAAGGAAAUCCUGGAUAAGCGGCUCCAAGUUCGGUGGGAACUACAGGGUGACCAUGUGCAAAUAACCCUGUCAGCCCGAUUACGCAAGGAGCAGUACAUGGCGUUUGGCCUGUCCGGUGCUGAGGGAAGACCUGCCAUGCUUGGCGCCGACGUCGUCGUGGCUUACUGGGAUAGCCGAUCAAACCAACCCCGGGUGUCCGACUACACAAUCACCCACCUGGCGCAGUGCGACGGCGAGCUGGGCGUGUGCCCAGACUUGAGGCUCGGCGGGAGCAACGACGCGGUUGUUGUAUCGGGCAGUCAGAAAGGGGGCAUAACCACCAUAACCUACCGCCGUCCGCUGGCGGCGUCGGAGCCGGUCAAAGACAAAGAGAUCCUGACGACGCGCUCGCAGUCCGUCAUCGCCGCCUUCGGGCCGCUCAACAACCGAUACGAGGCCAACGCGCACUCCUUCAUGGACACCACCAGGACUGACGUGCAACUUGAUUUUGGAGCUCAGAGUGACAACACGUGCAUCGGGCUGGCAGAAGAAGACGCCAGCGGGCCGGAGCCGUGGCCCACGCGCGUGCUGGUCGGCGUCAGCAACUUCACCGCGCGCAUCGGGCCCGCGGGCGGCAAGCGGGGGUACACGCCCAUCACUGGUCAUCCAUCGUGGGGUAUCGCGUGGUACAUCAACGAUCUGCUGAUACCCGAGAUAUACGUGGAGCGCGGCAAGUCCUACGUCUUCCUGGUAGAGGGAGGGGACGACAGGACCAAUCCUGCCAAAUUCCAUCCAUUCUACAUAAGCGAUUCCUCGGAGGGCGGUUUCGGACAGAAGAAAGAAGAGGAUCAGAGGAAACAGCGUGUGUUUGCGGGCGUAGCCUACGACAAUGAAGGAUAUCCGUACCCGACCACCGUGGGUCGGUACUGCGAGUGGACGCACAAGAGCACGGACCAGUGGGCUGCCUCCAAGACCUUCGAGGAGUACAUGCAGACCCUGCAGCUGGAGUGCGGCGACGGGGAGCCGGCCGCGCUCAACUGGACCGUGGCUCACGAGACUCCCGACCUGGUCUACUAUCAGUGUUACACACACAACAAUCUUGGCUGGAAGAUACACGUUGUCGAUCCCGGGACAGCUAUACACAUUCCUGGUGAUAAAAGUGCGAUCAUAAAUUUGGCGGCAUUCUCGCCGCCAUCUUUGUUUAUAUUGUCAGCGAUACUUGUCACUAUGACAGCUCUCACGAGGUAAGAAUGUUUGGAAAUCUACAGCGAGCUCUGCUUGGAACAAAGGAGGAUGGAUAAGAAGUAACAACUUUUUUUAUAAUUUUAUAUUUAUUAUAUUUAAAAUGAAUCUGAAAUUUUACUUUUUACUUAUAUUACAUGUAGUUAUAUAAAUGUAUAUAUUUUAGGUUUGCUAUUGCUUACCAGGUUUUAAACUUAGACUUGCGUAUUGUAUUGUUAGGAAGAAUUUAAAUGCAUUAAAAUAAUAUACUGAAUGUAACAAUGACAAUAAAUGAUUUGUUUACGUAAUAUUUAGGAUUUAAUUGAAAUAAUUGACAAUAAAUCGUCAUAGUAUUACUAUAGUAUUUGUUUAUAAAUAUUUUUGAGCGAUAUAUUAUCUUCUGGUGUGAUGAUAGGCCUAUGAAAAUAUAAAAUAUCAAACAUCAUAUUAUUAUAUUGUAUUGUAUAUUAUUGUAGUUUAUUACAAUUUCGAUAUGUAAUAUUUUAAAAAAAGAAAUACGACAAUAAAAGGAAUUAAAAACAGUGUAGAUUUAAUUGAGAAUAUUUGUAACUAUAUAACGAAAACACAUAUUUUCACAUGUUAUGUAUUAUGUGUUUUGACACUGUAAUAUUGAUAUAGAUUGAUGCAUUAAUGCAUAAUCGAACAUACUAAGUUAAUUGAUUUACCUACAAAAAAUACACAUGAAAACUACCUAUGUAUUGAGUCUAAUAAUACCAAUGAAAUUCUUAACACACUUGAUCUACAAUAAAAAAAUGUACGCACAUAACAUAGUUACCCAUUUUUGCUUAAACAAUCCGUUUAUAUAAAUAUAAACUAUGUAAUAAUAGAAUCUAAUAAUUCAAGUUAAUUUUAAAGUAGAUUUUUAGUAAUGUCAUCAUGUCAUGAGGUAAAUUUCAAGAUUUUACUUUUAUUUUUAGUUGCUAAAAAUAGUAUUUUUCGAAAAGAUGGCUGACUAUGUUAACAUGAUUUACUUAAUUUUUUAUUACACCUACACAUGGCCUGUAAUCAAUUUACGUCAAUUUUGGAAGAUUCUCUUUAAUUUUUCUAAAAUGUCCAAUGUUACCUACAUAAAAAGAGAAUUCUGCUAAAACUCAAUUAAUUUCUUUAAUUUAAGUAAAUUGAUUUGAUUGAAAGUAACACAAAAUAAAUAAAUUGGUGGAGAUAGUGGAGCUCGCUGCUAUGAUGUACAGGUAAUAUUUGGGUAAAUAAUGUCAAUCUUAUUAAUAUCAAUUUCAUAUCAGUCAUUUAACAAGCGUUUGUGCAUCUUUAUACAUAACGUAGAAUUUGGUACUUAACACUUUUAGAAUUACAAAAAUAAGGAAUUUUAAUACAUAAUGUGUGUCGUAAAUAAGUACUGUUCUCAAUGCGUUUGUUGGAAAAUGGUUCACAUAACAAUUUUGCAACGUUGUCAUAGUCAGCAAUGAUUACUAAGCGGAGAUAUUUAUUUUAAUCUUACUGGCUCAAAAUCUGUAAGUACAGAAACAAUAAGUUUCAGCCCUGCUAGCGUCUGAAACAGUCUGGAGUAAUUGAAAUUCCGAAUUCAACGAGCAUUUCAAUGGUUUUUCCAGUAUAAUAUUUAUGCUUUGGCUAACUCUUCUUACUCAUACAGUGAGGACAAUGAUAGUGAGGUGAAAAUACAUAGAUAUUUAAACAUUUGAUUAUAGGAGCCAUUUACAUACAAAUGUGGUGAAAACACAUACGGUUACGGAUAAAUCUAUUUUUUAAAAGGAAUUGAUUCCGAUUACUCUUUGUGGUUUGAAUAUUAAAUUGUAAAUUUAAACUAUGAAAAUAAUAAUGAUUUAUAUAGACAAUAAAUUGAAGGUUUUGGAAAUUAUGACAAUAAAGUUUCGAGUGUAUAAAAAAUAUAUAUUUUUAGGAUCCGUAAGACUAUCCUUGCAGAGUGCUUUGACAAUACAUUUUCCUUGAAAGUUAAUAAAACUACUUGUUGCUGUAAACUAUACGUGUAAAAAGUUAAAAAUAUAUAUUUGUACAGAAAUAUUUAUAAAAUACCAAAGUAUUCUUAGCGUGUGUCGUAUUGAAUUCGAAGAAAUCUACGUAUAAACCGUGGUACAUAUAACAAGUUCGCUGCGGUACGAGGUCACCUCGUAUGUCUAGUGUGUUCAAGAGUUACGAGGUCGAUUGACCUCGUACCACACCAGAGUACAGAAAAAUCAGUGCCGCAGCGAAAGUGAUAAACAGGCUGGACUCAGCGGUCCUAAUGAUAUGAUUGUUUUGCUAUUUUUCCGCUGUGGGUAUAACAAACAACAUCUCCUAAUUUCAUCUAGCAGAAAUUGAUUAAGAAGUAUUUUUUGCCACAUUUUUAAAUGUAACAUAAGACAAUUGUCAAUGUACACUGUACAGUCAUCAAGAAUAUCUUUUAAGUUAAUGCAUCGUUUAUAUCAAUGCGUUAAUGGUACAAUCCAAUGCAAAUUUUAUAAAACAGUGUUGUAUAACUUAUAUAUUGAAAACAUUCCAUUGGACUAGAUACAUACAUAUCAAGAGUAGAUAUUUUGAGAUCACACAGGCGGCUAUCAGCUACUAUCACGCGGAAAAUUGUAAAAUGAGGAGGAUAUUCAUUAUUAGGUGCUUUUAAAAAAUAAAUUAUCAUUCCAUAAUAAUCAGAAAACAGUUGGUUUGAAUCGUUUUACACAGAUAAAUUUUACACAGAAUACAGACUGACAACGUAUUUCACAAUAGGGAUUUGCUAAGGUAGGAUUUAAUGAUACUUAUCCUUAGGAAUAAAAUCAGGGGUGAUAUUUUUUAUGAGUUCUAGAAAGUGGAAACAAAUGAAAGAUAGGUUGAAAGUAGUUACUGAUUGAUGAACGGAUAUGAACGGAUUGGUGUACCUAAUGUAAUAGGCACCUCUAAUAGACAUACUAUUACGCUUAACAUUUUAUUAAAGGUUAAGCGUAAUACUCGUACGUGUUGCGUUUGUUAAUGUUAAGUUAAACCAAUAAUUCUGUGAACUGCGUAAUGGAAAUUUUAGACAAAUAUAAUGUUUCAAUGUGCCACUUGAAAAUCGAGUAUCAUCUUCAAGUUGUUUAUAAAAAAUGUUUGUUGGGACGUAUGCCUAAAUAACUUUGGUCCAUGGGUAGAUAGAACUCACCAACGAACACUAUCCAUGUACCUAUUUAGUUAAGAAAUGAAACUAUUGGGUAUUUUACAAAUAGUCCUGUUAUUUAAAUUAGGUUAGACAAUACAUAUUUUAACAUAUAAAUAAUAAUAAAAAUAACCGCAGACUUGAUAAGUGACAAUACAAUUUUGUAGUUUUCUGUACUUAAUAGCGAAAAAGUAUAUAUUAUAUUAACUAUGAAUCAGUGAUUUACAAAUAUUUAUGCAUAGUAUUAGUAUUUUAUAAAACCAAUAAUUAUAGUAUAAGUGUGUAAUAUAGUUUUUGUAUUACUGUAUUCAAUUUGGUCCUAAAGUUUAAUUUAUUUUACCCAUGUAGCAGGUAGGUAUACAUAAGUUCAAGUAUGUAUUAGUAUACAAAAGCCCUAUAAAUAAUUGUCAUACUUACUUUAAAAUUACAAAUGUUAAUACACCUACAUACAACCGUUAACAAAAUAAUGUAAUUAGAUGUUUAAAACGCUUAACGCUUAUUAUGCUGUGUGGAUUUCAUAAAAGCCGUAUUUGCGGCUAACACCGAUUAUUAAAUAAGAUCCACCCUUAAAAAUAUCUAGCAACCCAUGACAACACCUUUUCUUACAAUAGGCUUGUCUAUAACUAUUACUGAAUUAUUAUAAGCAAUGGUGACAUCUAGUUGGAUUGGACGCAGUUGCCUAGAUGUUCCUCAUAUUAUUUUUUGAUUUCUUGAGGCAAGGAAUACCGGAAGGGCAUUCGACACAAUCAUUAGCUGUUGGCAGUGAAAUGUCAACCACGUAGGAAAUACGCAAUUAUCUACAUCUUGUACGCGCGUGUGUGUUUGUUUACCUACCAAGGUAGCUAAAUUUUAAAAUGUGCAUUCAUGCAGAAAUCCGCCCAAAAUAACUGUAGGAUUAAAUUGCUACCGUUAUUAAACACACCACAGUAUCAAUAAUUGAAGGUGAUAGUAAAUACCAGAGACUCCUUUAUGGCAUAGCCUAAUUCCCUUCAAAAUUAACGUUACAGCUUCAUAAGUUAAGUUCUUCGAACACCAGCAAAGAAAUAAUGAAGCUUUCCAUAAGUAGGUACUUAAUUGUAUUCGAUAAACCAUUUUCAUAUUUAUGUGAUUUAAAUUCGUUACGUAUAUAGUGCCUCUGCCCUGUUUUUAUGAACUUCUUGAUCCAGUUACCUCAUACCUGUGGUGUCGUGGGUAGAGUCAUGUAGUCAUAUGUCGAUAAAAAUAUUAUCGACACGAGCACUAUACAACACUACACGCAGGCUUUUGGUAUAACCUAUUUUAACUUUUAGCGGAUAAAAAACGAAUAUUAUGUAAUCAUUAUUUUUUUUAUUAAUUAAUACUUCCAUUAUUGUGGAAUUCUUAUCUAUCGCCAGUUAUUUAAAAAAAUGUAUUUGGAGUUUUAUGUACCUAGUAUUUUACGCGAACUUUAAGUUUAGUUUAGAUGAGUUGAAUCACAGAUUUAUUAUGUUAUGAGUCACAGAUUAAUACUUUAAUAGGAUAAUACGUUUUAAGUCUAUAGUGACCAAGCUGUGUUGCUAGUUUACAGAUAAUAUUAAAACAACAAAUUUGGUAAUAUUUAGCUUGUUAUUUCUCAUUAACUAGAUUUUUCAUUUAAACUAUACAUAGAAUGUUUCGUUUCAUUUUGUAUUUCUUGAUUGUUGUAAAAAGGAUAUACGAUGUUAAUCACGACGAUAAAAUAUUUAAAAUUCUAUAUAAACUACAGUUAUUGAAUCGUGUUUCAAAAUUUAUAUAUACAUACUGUUUAGGCAAUUUAUAUAUUAUAUUUAAACAAAAUUAACCAUAUGGUAAUAGUAAAAUUAGAUACAAAGAUUAGAAUGUAAUUCUAAUUAUUUUACACUCGGUAGACGUAGUCGUUGAUGCACAAGUUUCUGUUAAUUAUAAGAAAUUUAUUAGAAGUUAUUAAUAAAAUUAUGUAAAAUUUUAGAAAACUAAUUCUUGUUGUUGCAGUGCGAAAUUAUGAAAGGUGUAGUAUAGGUAUUUUAUUUUACAAAGACAUUUUUCAUUCAUUUGCAUGGAAAGUUUAUUGUAAAAAUACAAAUAAAUGUGAUAUUUACCAAUAGUUUAUUUCAAUUAAACAUACUUCAAUUAGCCAUACUGCCUAAUAUAAUAUUAUGCAACAGAAAAAAUAAUUUCAUUAUAAAACCGUACAUGAGGUAGCAGAUGCACGUAGUACAAAAUAAAAUUAAUGAGACAUUUUAUCAGCUUGUUACGAAAUCUAUUUAUCAGAUAAACAUUAUAAUGAUAGGCAUUUUUUUUUGUAAAAAUAUCUAGAUUUUUUUUUGCAAAAUAAUAAAUUUUUAAUCUUUAGUUUAUUCACAUGAUUUGCUAAUAAUUAUUAAAAAAGCGACGCACAAAAUAUUUAAAAAUUACUAAUCUACUAAUAAAAUGAAUGAUGAUUUAAACUGUAUUACAUUUAAAAUUAUAUGAUUUUUUUACGUUCAAUGAAACCUUACGUUUUAAAUUCGGAAUAUCUAAAGUUGUGAUUUGUUUUUAUUUGUAUUUUUUAAAACUUUCAUCUGUCCAGAGACAGUUCUAAUAAAAGUAUUUUUAAUUUUGAAGUCAUCAAAUUGUCAAUUUUCAACUAAAUAUAGAUCAGAUAAUUAUUAGAUUCUAAAUAAAAAAGUUAAUAUAAUAAUCUCCAUAAUAUAUUACACGAUAUUUAUUAUUUUAUAAUAUUAUAUAGUUAACUCAGAUUCAUUUAGAAUUUGUCUCAAUAAUUGAUUGUAAAUAAUUAUUGCUACUGACUCUUGAUUAGGUGUUUACAUCAUUCACAAUCACAACCCCAAGUGUAAAUAAUAUUAUGAGAGUUUCAUUUUGUUUAUCAUAUGGCUGAAUUGUUUAUAUUUUAUUAUUGUUUUGUAUUACCUUUUUUACAACCUUAGCCAAUAACGUUAUAUACCUAUUUGUAGUUAUAAGUAAAUUCCAUUUUGUAAAAAUCCAAUUAUCUACGACUUUGACAAUAAAUUGCUGUUACUUUUAAGUAUUUAUAGAAUUUGACAAUAAAUACCUUUUCCUAAAUUAUUAAA
Messenger RNA from Bicyclus anynana (squinting bush brown), 8956 nucleotides. Its product is annotated as protein Skeletor, isoforms B/C. Lineage: Eukaryota; Metazoa; Arthropoda; Insecta; Lepidoptera; Nymphalidae. Bases 704 to 2815 code for a protein of 703 amino acids. The record is from RefSeq and is a predicted model, not a curated record. The transcript has 14 exons.